AUGUCCUGUGAUAACGAUAGCGAAUCUAUAAAGGAAGUAAAGCGUGAGGAAGGCGGCGAGGUCUCCGGGGGAAGCCGCUCUUUGACAGUCGGCGAGGUCCGUUCGCCUGGAGUGGACCGCCUAUGGUCCGCAGUCCAUGAGUCCAUCGGGCCAGCCGAUGCUGGUCCCGGGGGCAGUGGCCCCUUGCCUCAUUGCGGGCGUCCAGACGGAAGUCGUAACUGGACAGCCCUUGGGGCCCCGGGAGGCCGUCACACACUCAAUCCCUAUGCGGCGGAGUUUGUGCCAGACGUCACUGAUCACAUAUUUGCGGAGAAAUUAAAAAACUGGGUGUGCUACUCGCCCUGGAACUCUCCGCCGAACAUAUCGUGUGGCCAGCGCUACGACAGCAUUUGGCGUGAGAGCAGCAUAGAAGAGCAGCUGCCUCGUCAGGAGCAGGAUGAAACCAUAACAGAGCCGCAGCUGCCACAAAAGCCUCUGACGACACUGCCUGCGGUUCCGGAGGAACCCGAGGAAGCCGAGGAAGCCGAGGAGGAAGAGGACGUGCCCCAGCCAAACAGAGCCAAAGCAGCCAGAACACUUAAAUAUCGAGGAGAGACGGCGUGUGGAGAACAGGAACAGCAGGAGGAUCCAGAGUCCGUGACAGAAGAAGAACCAGAACCAGCCAAGGCGCAAUUGCAGAAUUUACGCAAUGGAAGUACUGAGUACUCCAGAGACACUCCAGAGACAUAUACGCAGUUGGUAGAAGGCUGCACGCUUUCCGUGCGUAUGGAAAAGCCAGAUGUGUGGAAAAGGGCGGAAAUUUUGAGCACCAAAAAAGUGGGGAACAAGCGUCUAUACUAUGUGCACUUCUUGGAUUUUAACAAGCGUCUGGAUGACUGGUUCGACGAGAAGGAUCUGGACUUGUCGUCUGUGCAGUUUCCUCGCAACCGACAGCGCUACGCAAUGGAACGUUCUACAGGAUCGCGGAAGAAUCUCCCAAACGCCCCUUCCAAGCAAUCCCAACUGAAGAAGAAGCCUGUACAUGAAAUCAAGAAUGUGCAGUGGAUUGAGCUGGGAAAGCAUCGCAUGAAGCCCUGGUACUUUUCGCCAUAUCCUGAGGUAAUGUGCGCCGAGCCGUGCAUCUACUUGUGCGAGUGGUGCCUAAAGUACGUGAUGAAUGCCACAUGCCUGGCUCGCCAUUUGAUUAAAUGCAAUCUUCGCCAUCCGCCUGGCGAGGAAAUCUACCGCAAGGACACAAUAUCGUUCUUCGAGAUUGACGGACGUCGGAGCAUGACAUACGCGCAGAAUCUCUGCCUCCUGAGCAAGCUGUUCCUAGACGAAAAGACUCUGUAUCACAACACAGAUCCCUUCCUGUUCUACAUAAUGACAGUGUUCGACUCGCGCGGCUUCCAUAUGGUGGGAUACUUCUCUAAGGAGAAGGUGAGCGAAGACAACAACUUGGCCUGUGUGUUGACUCUACCUCCGUACCAGCGCAUGGGCUAUGGCCGACUGCUCAUCGAGUUCAGCUACGAGUUGUCAAAGUGUGAGGGGAAGACCGGCACGCCAGAGAAACCGCUCUCGGACCUGGGGCUUCUCUCUUAUCGUUCCUUCUGGGCCAUACUCGAUGUACUCAUCAAGCAGAAGCUCGACGUGGCGGAGGACAAGAUUACCAUUUCCAUCAAUGAAAUCUCUGAGAAGACUUCCAUCAGCACAGAUGAUGUGGUAUCCACGCUGACUCAUCUGAAACUUAUCAAGUACUAUAAGAGCCGAUACAUUGUCUGCGUCAAAGGCGAUGUCGUUGAGAAUUAUUUGAAAGACAAGGCCAAACCUCAACUGUGCAUUGAUGCCACCUGCCUGCGCUGGGUGCCCAAGGAUUGGACUGGUUCAAAGAAACGCUAG
This is a messenger RNA of Drosophila persimilis, 1878 nucleotides long. Its product is annotated as histone acetyltransferase Tip60. NCBI's taxonomy places the organism in Eukaryota, Metazoa, Arthropoda, Insecta, Diptera, Drosophilidae. The coding region runs from base 1 to 1878 and encodes 625 amino acids. Gene Ontology annotation, molecular function: histone acetyltransferase activity. Gene Ontology annotation, biological process: regulation of DNA-templated transcription. The record is from RefSeq and is a predicted model, not a curated record. The transcript is spliced from 6 exons.